AUGAAGGGGGAUCGCCCUGGUCAGAUUAAGCGAGGCCCGUUGAAAGGGAAGGCUGGUGGGCCAGACCCGCCCAGGCCCGCGGAGAUAUCUGAGCAUGCGGGCCAGGUACCUGCUGCGCAACCAAAUGAUGAAAUAGUCAAGGCCCUUGUGUCUGCAAAUUCGGAAUCAGAGGAGGAAAGCCACUGCUUUGAAAUUAAAAGAAGGGCCCCAGCCUCUAGAUCGAAUGGGCCGAUUGCCCAGUCCAAGGGGAGGGUGAGCCAAAUUGUGGCCUCGAUUGAAUCAGGGCUGGCCAGUGAUGCUGCGGCCCAGCUCAGCUCAGCGGAGCAGAUGGGAUGUGAGAAUAAUGGAGUGAAGGAUCAGGCUAAGAUCCAGGAAGCUAGCCCAAAGCUGGAUGAAUAUGGGUCCAAUUUAUCGAACCCGGAUUUUGGGACACGUAAGCGUCCGCUGGAGGCUGUUGAGGGUGAUUUGGGUGACAUGCCCACACCAAAAAAACAAUUUGUUGAAGUUGCAGAAAAUCUGAAUAAGGUGGAGGAAGCCAGCCUCGAAUGGCCCCAGUCCGAUAAAUGA
Messenger RNA from Linum trigynum, 567 nucleotides. Lineage: Eukaryota; Viridiplantae; Streptophyta; Magnoliopsida; Malpighiales; Linaceae. The record is from the annotation of a GenBank genome assembly.